This is a messenger RNA of Pollicipes pollicipes, 2880 nucleotides long. Its product is annotated as lanC-like protein 2. Gene Ontology annotation, biological process: carbohydrate metabolic process; peptide modification. Gene Ontology annotation, cellular component: plasma membrane. The transcript has 9 exons. Lineage: Eukaryota; Metazoa; Arthropoda; Thecostraca; Pollicipedomorpha; Pollicipedidae. The record is from RefSeq and is a predicted model, not a curated record. Bases 125 to 1354 code for a protein of 409 amino acids.
AGCACCCAUAUCGCGGUAUCGGGUCCUGCGGCUGGUUCUCCCGGGUCAGGGCGAUACAACGCCUCCCGGGUUGAUCGUUGAUAGGUUCCUGUUUCUUCAUUCCCAGCCAGCCAUUGGUGGAAAAAUGAGUGCGGAUAGGCGGGAGUUUCGGAAUCCGUUCGAUGACUUUGAUAUUUCUUUAAAAGAUUGCCCAUUGGUAAAAGAUGGAACUUCAUGGCGGCUGGCUCCUGCAUUCAAAACUCACUUGGAGUCUUGGAUUCAAGACUUGCUGGGCAGACUGGAGGCAGACAUGGAGCGUGAUGCCGACUGGGAUGACAGCAGUGUUUACACAGGAACAGCUGGACUGAUUUUGUUGUUCAUGCACCUGAACUCAGUCACUAGUGACACUAAGUACCUCCAGAGGGCGGCCGAGCUGGAGCCGCGCCUGCCAUCGCUGCGCCCCAGCCACCGUCGGCCCACGCUGCUGUGUGGGGACGCCGGGGUCGUGGCUGUCACGGCCGCCGUCCAUCAGGCGGAGCGGCGCACUGAGGAGGCGCGCCGCCGACUGGCAACUGUGAUGAAAUUGGCAUUUGCGGUGGAAGAGUCAUCAUCGCUGCCGGAUGAGCUGCUGUAUGGACGAGCUGGCUACCUGGCCACCCUCCUCUAUAUCCGUCGCACGUUCGGAAACGACGUGCCGAAUCUAGAAGAGGCAAUGCAAAAGACGGUGUCCGCCAUCGUGUCCAGCGGUGCCCGGCUGGCGGCGCGCGAACGGUCGCCGUGCCCGCUGAUGUACGCCUGGCACGACAAACACUACCUGGGCGCCGCGCACGGCCUCUGCGGCAUCCUGUCGCUGCUGCUGCAGGUGCCGCAGCUGGUGGCGCCACCUGCGCUGGCCGACCUGGUCCUACCGACAGUGGACUACUUGGCUGGGCUUCGGCUGCCCUCCGGCAACUACCCGUCCUCGCUCGAGAGCCGCACCUCCGACCGGCUCGUACACUGGUGCCACGGCGCGCCUGGCUUCUGCCACAUGUUCUGCCUGGCGUACCAGACGUUCGGCGACGAGCGGUACCUGCAGCUGGCCCGCCAGAGCGCCGAUCUGGUGUGGGCGCGCGGGCUCCUCCGCAAGGGCUACGGCCUCUGUCACGGCACGGCCGGCAACGCCUAUACGUUCCUGCACCUGCACCAGCUGACCCAGGAUCCGCGCGACCUGUACCGGGCGUGCCGUUUCGCCGAGUGGUGCUCCGAGUACGGCCGCCACGGCUGCCGCACCCCGGACCGGCCCGUCUCGCUCUUUGAAGGCAUAGCCGGCACGGUGUAUUUUCUGGCCGACCUGCUGCACCCAGAGAAGGCCCGCUUCCCCGGCCUGUGCUUCUGAGGGGGCGGCGACGACUGCGGCUGCGGCGGCGGCUGCGGCUGCGGCUGCCCGGCGCUCCUGUCUCGGUCAGGAGCUGCGCCUCCAGACUGUGUGGAGAAACUGACCAGCGGAUGUGGUGGUCGGCUCCGUCCUCGCUUCGCGCGUCUGCGAGUCGCCGCGUGCUGGCUCUCCCCUCGCGGUAUCAGCUCCGGUGCAGGCUGUAUGGUCUUCGAGUCUGUUCAGGAAGUAGCUGCAGAUAGCGCUGUCGGAUGUAUGGCAGUGGUCAGUUUUGAAGCCACAGCCUGUGUUUCUUCCAAGGCUUCCACGACUGUUAAGUAAUCUUGUUAAAUCGGUGGUCAUUUUCAGACCCGCCUCGCUUGAACCCGACCUACACACAGUGGCGAUUCUUUACAUCAAUGUAGCAGUUUCAAAGCCACGCGUAGUCACGGACACAUGAUUCCAGUCAAAAAUUUGCAAUGUGCUCGUCCAUGUUUCUGUGCUCUGUGAUUUAUGGCUACUAUCUCCGGUGCUCCGUCUCGCGUGCGUAUCUCCUCCGUCUCGUGUUCGUGCGCAAUCUCAAGAUACGAGUCGUCUACGCCUGCUAGAAAAGUUCGAUAGCUUAUCGAGCAGCAGUCUUCCCGCCCCUCUGGACGAAACGGAACAAGCAUGUUACACCCCUCGUGGUCUGAAUCGAGCCGAACCUCUGGGCUCCUGAGCCAGACGUGGAGAACGCCCGCCCGCGGCACGCUUCAGACGCCAGCGUGCAGUGCAUAAUCGCGAGAUACUAGCAUAUCCCUCCUGUGGUCACUCUGGUGACGCUAAAGGGACGGAUCGUAUGAUUUCAGGUCGAAUAGCCCGGCAUCCAGGAUGUGGUGCGGGCUCAGUCCGCUCAGACCAUUGGCGUCGUUCAGCGCCUGGUUUGAACGUGGCAAUGCCCAUGCUGUUCAAAGCCGGAGCAUGGCUUCUGCCUGUCGGGUCAAAACAUUACAUCUGCAGUCGGCCGCUCUUUUGUGAGUUCUUCCAAAUGUCUAAUUGCUCUUCGACGUAAGUUGCCGUCGACUGGCGCCAAAGCAACGAGCUGUUUUUGCUCGCCUCUGAUUUUAUCUGCACCAUUCGCAUCGUUCCGCACAGCCACGUUUAUCGGCGUUGGUGGCUUGUCGCCUGCGUUUGCAGCCACUGAAAUCCGGGGAGAUGACGUUCACUCCCCGCUGACGCGCGCAUGCCGCGAGUGUCCACUAUGGCGGCCAGGGACUGUUGCGCAGCUUUAUUAACCUGCCUCAUUCACUCUGUUCUCGCGCAUCGGAUCAGCUGUCGGGACGCACAGACGUGAGCUGUCACCUCCCACCUGGUGACGCCGCCCGACUGUUGACCCCGUCCGCCGCUGGCGCGCUGUUCCGUUCGUUUGUUGGCAUGCCCGGCCCGGUCAGUUUGUGUAGCGGCAGUGUGUGUGCCGUGUUCCCCGCGCCGCCCGCUGGGGUCGGGCCGCCGUCGUGCGGACCUGCGCGGUGGGGCUGAAGUGCUGUUUUGGUGCGUCCCUGCCAAUACAC